This is a messenger RNA of Carassius gibelio (silver crucian carp), 6304 nucleotides long. RefSeq names its product N-acetyltransferase 8-like (gene aspnat). The transcript is spliced from 3 exons. Lineage: Eukaryota; Metazoa; Chordata; Actinopteri; Cypriniformes; Cyprinidae. Bases 190 to 1038 code for a protein of 282 amino acids. Gene Ontology annotation, cellular component: mitochondrial membrane. The record is from RefSeq and is a predicted model, not a curated record. Gene Ontology annotation, molecular function: L-aspartate N-acetyltransferase activity.
CCCCAGAAUCUGAAUGCGGCUUUGGAGCAUUAUAAAUACCACAUGUGAUGCACCGGCAAGCCUCGGUCGUGAAGAAGCUCAGGGUUGCAGAAGUACAUCAAUCCUUUUUCUUUCCAUAACAAAGAAGACCAUCAUCCAUCUUCAGUUUUUUUUUCUCCCCCCAAUUUCAGUUUAUUUCUGGCCAGUUGCAUGCAUUGUUCGUCUCCCAAAAUGGUUUGCGAGACUAAAAUCGUUUCAGACGAACAUGAGGCCAUAGCUGGGACCAAAAAAGAUUCAAUUAUAGUUUCCUCCGCGCAAAUGUGGACGUCUUCUUCGCCUUCUCCCAGUGCGCUCGAGAGUAAGGUGGAAAAACGGGACCAGGUUUUUAUUCGCGAGUUUGAACGUUCAGACCAUAAGGAGGUGCGCCGGAUCUUCAGCGAGGGGAUCAUGGAGCGGAUACCCAACUCGGCAUUUCGGGGGCUAAAACAGCAAACUAGAACCCAAUUUAUCUAUGCUUUUCUCACAGUAAUGUGCUAUUUUAUGACCAAAUCCUUCACACUGACCUUCUGCACACCGUUUAUUCUAAUGGGCACACGUUAUUACUACAGCAGAAAAGUCAUUCUCAACUACCUGGACUGUGCUCUGCACACUGAUAUGGCUGACAUUGAGGCAUAUUAUAUGAAACCCACAGGCUCUUGUUUCUGGGUGGCAGUUCUGCAAGGCCAGGUUGUAGGCAUCGUGGCAGCGCAAGGCCGAGAAGACGACAACACCGUGGAACUCCGUCGCAUGUCAGUGGAUUCUCACUUCCGUGGAAAAGGCAUCGCCAAGGCUCUGGGUCGACGUGUUCUAGAAUUUGCCAUGUUAAACAACUACUCGGCCGUGGUUCUGGGAACAACUGCAGUCAAGAUGGCCGCGCACAAGCUGUACGAGUCUUUGGGUUUCCGGCGAGUGGGAGACACUGAGGACCACACGCUGCCUGGGAUGACCCGUUCAGCGCUGGAGAGGCUCUUCUUCCAGAUUCGCUACAGCCGGUACCGAUUGCAGCUUCAUGAAGAGUGAGAGACAGACAGUUAACGUGAGCGCAGAAGAUAGAAUAUAAACGACGAUGCCGGCAAUGACCCUGAACCACCCACUAACCUGGUUCUCUUCUUCUAGCUAUUUAUUUAUGUUUUGGGCUUUUUUUAAAAGUCAUAUCUGUUCCUACAACCUUUAUUUUUAUUCAUUUUAUUUUUAUACAUAUUUUCAUGAUAUUUUUUUUUUAAAGUGGGGUUUCAUUCCUUUGACCACACUGGAUGUUUCUGCUCUUAUACUUUCUUUUCGUGGCCAUCUUGCCCUGAAAUGCCAUGAACAAAUCUUAAUUGGAUAUAAAUGUAAAUUUGUUUGCAGAGACAGAUUCUCCCUUGAAACACAUGAAUCAAGGCAGCUGCCGCUGACCUUUUCCCAAACCAUUCUUUAGGUUGACCCACAGGGUAGCACAGACCACUGUUAGCAAAGUUCAUGAUCCAGUGGACAUCGGAACAGGAGGGAAGGAGGUAGUGAGGUUUGAUCCACCUUUUCAGAUGCCACCUUCCUCAUGAAGUAUGAAGCAACAGCAGCAGUCUGGUGGAGUCAAACAGUCCAACUAAUUGUAAUUUUUAGUCCAAAGGACAGACUUUUUAACUGUGUCUAACCAAUGAGCAAAGAGAUCUAGAAAUGGGGAAUAUUGUGAACCCAGUGAUUUAUAUCUCUAAGCACCCCCCGUUUAAUAGGUUACGAUAACAACUUUGCAAUAUAAUCUUUAUUUGUUUUGUUAAGCAGGUUCCUAGUGCUGAGCCAUAUUAUCAACAUUAGGAAAGGUCAAAAAUGACUAUAAAACAUAAAUGUUCAUCAUGUUAAAGUGAAAGAAAAAGAAAAAGAAAAAGAUGUUUCUUUACACUUUGUGGCUGACAAAAGUAACAGUCAGUGAAACUCGCGUUUACAGAUAUAAUUGCUACAGGAAAGUCACUUUUCUAAAAUCUAGAAGAAAAAAACAUCACUUGAAAUUUGAUCUUAAAAGUACACCCAUUUCAUAUACUGUGAUCAUCUGGAUCACACAGCUGUCAUUGAUCCGAUUUUAGCACAUAUCUAUUUGUGUAUCUAUUUGAUGAAGCUUUAAUAAUGACUUGAUUAAACUUUUGUACACUUUGUGGGUAAUUUCACAAUUCAUAUUAAGGGAAAAAUAAUUAGUCUGAUAUCGCUCCUCUGAUGCAAUAUCUAAAAUACAAACAAAGCAAAAACAAAUGCAAUCAGACUCCAAGUGUAUUCAAAUUCAACUUGGGUGGCAUAAAAGCAGCAAUAUAACUGAUAAAACCGAAAUUAAACUGAGCACAAAUCUAAAUCUGGAUAUUACCAAAAAAAAAAAAAAAAAGAUCUGUAUAAGUAAACAGUAUAUAAGGCUUUAUAUUCUGCAACUAUUCAAUAUGUAUAUGUGAAAUGUUUGAAUACAUAUAUAUGACAUACCCAUAAUCUCUCUCUGUCUCUAUCCUCCUAUCACAGUACCAGCACAGGGAGAGAUACAAACCACAAAGAGCCUCAUCUGUGACACAAUGUUGUAUAAACUUAAGAAACUUAAUGUGAUUUUAAAUACAUAGAAGUAACAUGUAGUGCAAAAAACUAACAAAAAAAACAAAACAAAAAAAAAUAGAAGAAAAAUAUAAAAUAAAAAAACAUGACCAUCGUCAGAUUUCCUCGACUUUAACCCCACCCCAAUUUGAAUAUCUGAUUGCAACCCUGGGCCAGACGUCUCCCUCCCUUACCCAACCUCUCAACCCUACCCCCAUCUCUGCAUGCGCCACGGAGUCUUGUUGCGCUGCCUUUUUCCCAAUCUAGCUUGUACUAUCCCCAUACCUCCCUCCCUCUGUGAUGUCACAGUAGCAGUGUGGAGAGUUGUGGGCAUGGCUUAGAAUGUGAGAUGGGGCGGGGUCAACCAAACAAUGGACUACCCACCAGCUUGCUGCUUCAAUGACAUCACAGCUGCCAAUAGUAGAAUGCAAAAGCAAUGCAAGUUUGUGGCAUGCCUCUGUACCUGGUUUGUGCGUACGGUGCCUGCCCUGGAAAAUAAGUAUAUUUAAAACUAUGUAAAACAAGCUUCUUUUUUAACUGAGCAUAUAACAAAUAUGUGUGUUUUAUUGUUCAAAGAAAUUGUUGUUGCAUGAAACGUCUUUGCAAGAAAAAUCAGCAAGAAAAUACCAUCAUUCACAUGGCAAGUCUUAAAAGCUAGAGCGGUUUCUUUUGAUAUUUCUAUGUAAUUUCAGUUCUAAAAUUCUUAUCAUCUUUUAGGAUAUUGAGAAAUUUCCUUUUUCUCAUAAGGCGGCCAUGAAAAUUAUUAAUCUGAAUGUGCCGUUUUGACUACUGUUAAGUUGUGAUGCUUCUCACUUUACUCGUGAGGACGUCUUUAUUUUUGCCAUGUGGGUUAAAACAAAAAGGCACCAAGAAAGCAAUUCACUAGACAGCUUUGCCAGUUGCGUGUGCCAGUCAAAUUAGACACAGCAUUCACCUGUCUCCCUUAAAAUUGACUCAUUUUUGUGGCCAGUUAAGCUAGGUUUGAAUGCACUUAAAAUCCUUAAGAAGAAAGGUUGGGUUGAUGAAAUCCUUGAUGGGAUAUUUAAACUAUCAACAUGAAAGGCAGAGUAACCUAAAGCAAACUGGCUACAGAUUGCUUACCUGAGAUCUUGUGAAACACUUGCGCUAAACUCAGAAAGGCAAAAACAAUCCACAAACACAUAAAUAGAAUACAGUAUAAAAUACAUAAGCAUGAAGUUGUAUUCAAUCCAACAUUUAGGAAUCAGUAUCAGAUCAACUGGAAAAAAAUCACACAAAUGUCUUAAUGGGAUUUACCAUAGUGCUGGCAGAUGUGAAUGUACACGGCAAUCAGCAAUGUAUUGCAUAUUUUGAAGAUCCAGAUUCGAACGGUGUUUGAUGUACUUGAGGUCUUUUGCUAUGAGUGUUAUUCUUAAGCUGUAGUGCAACUGCCUUGAAAAUCCUCAUCUUAUUACUCUGAAUGCAGUUAGCAUGGGAUUGGGGAUUUCAUGUAAGGUGCAUGUAUUGUUGCCAAAUUGAAGAGAGCCUUAUUGUAAUGCUACAAUUGCAAGCGAGUGCAAGAACACCAUGAUCACUGCUUGUGUUUAACUAAACCGUUGAGCAGUCCCUGAUCAUGCCGCUAGUUUUGCACAUGCUAAAGGCUCAAUCAAAUUGGAUUUAUGUAUACAGUUAGUGUGUCAUAUGUGGUUUGGAUUGGUGAUUUGAUUGGCUAGUGAAUGUCUCUGAAAGUUGAAACAGUGCUCAAGAGAGUAGCCAAGUUGUUAUGCAAGGAUAAGAAGCUGGGGUUUUACUCAAGUUUUAAAAAUUAAAUAAAUACAUAAACCCCAGAACUAAAGUGCAUUCUUUGUAUAUACAUUUCUAGUGUUAGUUCGAAAGAACAGUUGAUGUUAAGGCAUUCAGAUUGACCUUGGUAAGCUGCAUGAAAGAGAUGGCUGCUAAGAAUGUUUAACUUUAGAGAGGAGAAGGCAGUCAGAGAAAAUGCACAAUGGUAGAUGGUCUUGCUUCAUCACUGUCAUCUUUUAGGUGGUGCAUGGAACAAGCCAAGGUACCAAUGUGUGGAGCUGCUCCCUUCUCCCUUCAUUUUCUAGGUUGACAGCACUCCAUUAAUUGUGGCUUCAAGCGGCAAGGAAUUAGUGGCAAAUUAUUAUUUCAUUUUUUUUUUUUUUUAAAUAAGGGUUUGUCUCAAGCUUAUUUAUGAUCCACUACAAUGCAUAAACAGUAUUUUUUAAAAGUUAAAUUUGACAAAGUCGAGAUGUUUGCUGCAUUUCAUUUAAUUUCUUUUGCAAUUUGUCUUCUUUGUAGAAUUAAUUUAAUCAAGUCUAUGUGCCAGUUUAUCGAGCAAUAAUACAAAGUAUCACAGUAAAAAAAAAAAAAAAAAACAUAAAACAUAAGAACAUGAUCCAUGAGAUUAUAAAAAUGUUAAAAUGCUGCAUUGAUGUUCAAUUUCCUCAUACUUUACUGGUGACAGUCGCUCAGAUGUUAUUGGUUUUGGCACAGCAACAUCACCACAGGCAAGCCAAGGCCUGACAAAGUGUGAAUUUUUUUUUUGUAUAUUCUCAUUGUUUUUUAUUUCCUCAUGUUUACUUGCAUCUUGAAUUCUUCAGUUUAUGGUAGAUUUUUACGUUGUACUGAUAUGACGCCCGCAAAAAUAAUUGAAAAACCUUUGUGACUGGGUGAUGUCAUGGGCCUCUGAAAGUUGCGUCACGCUCUGAACUCAACUGAUCAGUCUCAAAUAUCCACAGUCUCCUGAUUCACAAGGAGUGCAGUCUCCAACAAUCUGUGACAAUGAUCAAAACAGACAAAUCAACACCACACAACCAGUUUUACAAGUGGUGCAAUACACACAGUUCCAUAUUAACAAAGCUUUUAUUAUUUUUCUUGAAAAAUCCUUUUUUAUUAACAUUUUAAUAUAUGUAAAGUUGUAAAGUGUAAUGUACUGUAAAUAGCAUUUGGGGACAUUUUAUGAUCAUUUUGUAACAGAAACUAUAUGAAUAUAACUAAGAUGUUUACAAAAAAUAAAAAUAAAAAACAAUACACUUUGGGAAACAACCGCAAACUGAAACACAAUUCUAACGAUACAAUCAUCUUACGUUUGUGCCAGAGCAAAAGCAACUUUCAGAGACCCUGCAUCCUCUCAGCACUUAUUAUGGGCUUUUAGAAGCAUUGUAAAGUGCUGGUGGGUUACUAAAUCAUUGUAAAUUACUGCUAAUUUACGGGUAAAUCCCUGGAAAUGUAUGGCACUUAAAAGAUCAUUUCACAAGUUGGCAGUAAAACUUUUUCUUUGCUUUAGAAAUGCUCAUGUUUACAAUUUCUGGUGUAAGUAGGCGUUAGUUGCCCCAUUUAUAUCAGCGUGGUCACAUUUCAGUUAUUGGCUGCCUAUUACUAUAGAAACAAGCCCACACAUAGCACAGCAGGGAAAUGAUAUGCAGCCGUACAUGGGGGCGGGGUCUAGUAUGAUAAUGAGGGCUGGGUAGAAUGGAGUUUAGGGAAAGAAAAAAGGAGGUUUUCACUACGGUAAAUCUGACCUAGCUUUACCUGUUUGGUUGCAGUGAUCACCUGGUUCUUUGUGUCUGAAAUCAUUGUACCGUCUGAGUUUCCUUUUGGAGUUUUUUUUUUUUUUUUUAACUGCUCUUUAAGUUGCCCCCUUUUCUUCCAUUUCCUCAAUACACAGGAACUUUGUAAAGAUGUAAAGAAAAGUUUUCCUGAUUUAUGAAAGAAAAGGAUGUACAUACUGUAUCAAUUAAAGGAAUGAUUCAUAAAGCUUGUA